UCUCAGGCUCCGGCGUCUGGGGAGAAGGUGAGGCGGAUAGGUAUGAGGUGAAGGAGUGCAGACUGGGUGCAGAAGAGGUGUGGCGAGAGAGAGAGGUCAUUUCUCUCCUGCUGGACCGGCUUUGUUAGCAAAGGAGGGUUAUAAUUAUUCGGUAUGUUCCCACUGACUGAGGAAAACAAGCAUGUGGCCCAGUUGUUGCUCAGUACUGGUACUUGUCCAAGAUGUAUCUUCAGAUUCUGUGGUGUGGAUUUUCAUGCACCUUACAAACUUCCAUACAAGGAGUUGCUCAAUGAACUACAGAAAUUUCUGGAAACUGAAAAAGAUGAAUUAAUUUUGGAAGUUAUGAACCCACCUCCCAAGAAAAUUCGACUGCAAGAACUGGCAGAUAGUAUUGGUAAUCUAAGUCAAAACGGAGAGGGAAGGAUCUCUGUUAGUCAAGAUGGAAGCAUUGCUUCCAAGAACUCAAAUUUAAAUGUAUGUAAUGUAUGCCUAGGAAUUCUUCAAGAAUUCUGUGAGAAAGAUUUCGUUAAAAAGGUGUGCCAAAAGGUUGAGGCCUCUGGGUUUGAAUUCACCAGCUUGGUAUUUUCAGUCUCCUUCCCACCACAACUAUCUGUAAGAGAGCAUGCUGCAUGGUUGCUGGUAAAACAGGAAAUGGGAAAGCAGAGUCUGUCGCUGGGAAGAGAUGAUAUAGUUCAGCUAAAAGAAGCCUACAAAUGGAUAACUCACCCCCUGUUUUCAGAGGAACUGGGUGUUCCCAUUGAUGGAAAGAGCUUGUUUGAAGUGAGUGUGGUCUUUGCUCACCCAGAAACAGUUGAGGAUUGCCACUUCCUAGCUGCGAUAUGCCCAGAUUGUUUUAAGCCAGCCAAAAACAAACAGUCUGUAUUCACUAGAAUGGCAGUUAUGAAAGCCUUGAAUAAGAUAAAAGAAGAGGAUUUCCUUAAGCAGUUUCCUUGUCCUCCAAACUCACCAAAGGCUGUAUGCACUGUUCUUGAAAUUGAAUGUGCUCAUGGUGCUGUUUUUGUGGCUGGAAGGUAUAAUAAAUACUCCAGGAAUCUACCACAAACUCCUUGGAUAAUUGAUGGAGAAAGAAAGCUGGAAUCUUCAGUGGAAGAGUUAAUUUCAGAUCAUCUGUUGGCAGUAUUCAAGGCAGAGAGUUUUAAUUUUUCAUCCUCUGGAAGAGAAGAUGUAGAUGUGAGAACAUUAGGAAAUGGAAGGCCCUUUGCAAUUGAGCUGGUGAAUCCUCAUAGAGUACAUUUCACUUCACAAGAAAUUAAGGAACUUCAGCAGAAAAUUAAUAACUCAUCCAACAAAAUCCAAGUACGUGACUUGCAGCUUGUCACAAGAGAGGCAAUAGGACAUAUGAAAGAAGGUGAAGAAGAAAAGACAAAGACCUACAGUGCCUUAAUAUGGACAGAUAAAGCGAUCCAGAAGAAAGACAUUGAAUUCCUAAAUGACAUAAAGGACUUAAAGAUCGACCAGAAAACACCUUUGCGCGUGCUUCACCGAAGGCCCCUGGCUGUGCGAGCUCGCGUCAUUCACUCCAUGGAGACGCAGUAUGUGGAUGAGCACCACUUCCGCCUGCGCUUGAAAACUCAGGCCGGCACGUAUCCUUCCACCUGCUGCACUGCCGCCAUCGAGCCAGAACCCUGUUGGAAAAGUACAUGCUGCCCUGGAAAACAGGGUCAGCUUGGUCUGGGAGGGAUUCGGGAAAGGAUUAUACUGCAGAAGAAUAUUUUUGUUUCUUGGAUGUGUUUUUUUCCCACUAAAUUUGUUUUUCAAAAUGAUUCUAAACACUGAGGUAGCAGUGAGUUCAAUGUCAGCUUUAAAGUUACGUUUCCUGUAAUUGCAGUGUCUUACACAGUGCUGAGCGCAUAGUAUUCAGAAAAUACUUUUGAUGGAUUCAUUUGCUAUCUUGACAUUAUUUGCAAGUCACGUAUUUAUGACCAUAUUUAGGUCUUUUCAACAUUUCAAGUAUUUGCCUCAGAUGAUUAAACACAGGUAGUAGUAGAUGGGAAUAGCACUACUUUACAUCAUGAUCUUUACUUGGCCACUGGCCUAGUACAACAGAGAAUAUCUUUACGUGCCUUGUGAAAAAAACAAAACUAAAACGACUCAGAUGACAUAUCAUUAGCACCAUUUUCAGACUGCAAAGAGCUUUGACUGUAUUACAGAAAGGUUGAGAUUCAGAGUUAAAAUAUCCAUAGUCCAAGGCUGAUAAUUUGUUCAUAAUCUAACCUGACCUGUUAUGAUUUUUGUAUCAGAACUGAGUCGCUGAUUAAAAUAUAUCAGGGACCUCUAACAGGCUUAGCUUUAGUUUACUUUUUGAAGGUCUUCCUAGUUUUUGUUUGCUUCUUGGUUUUAUAUUAUUAUGUGAUCCAAUAGCAUGAAGUGACAAAGUGCCUUCUAACUGGUAUAGAAUUAAUGAUGUACUAUUGUAUGUGUGUGUGUAUAUAUACACAUACAUACACACUAUAUAUAUAUGGAAAAAAAGCAAGUUUUAAUUACCAAAUACCAUUCUUACUAUAUUGCUGUAACUAGUCUGCCUGUCCUUCCCCACCAACCUGCAUUCACUUCUUCCCCUGCGCCACCCCGGGACCUGGAUUUACUCAGCUAAGCCAAGUAUAGGUUAUCUACUCUUAAAAUCUUCUAAAUUUUGUAAUUUGCAUCAAUUUCAAUUUAGACUCCAGUGGAUAGAUCUUUGUAUCUUUGUUGUUUGGAGCAUAUUUGCCUAUUAUGGAUGGAAUUUCAAAUCAUGUAUGUAUUUUUAAAAAUCUUCUUACCUAAUCUUGGCCUUUAGUUUUGGUGGGCCAAGGAGAAAUGUCUUUUGUAGAAUAUGAUGUCUUUUCAAUCCUAUUAAAACAUUUUUAGAACCAGCCAUGUACAUGUACUUAAGGUUUUAGCCAAGAAAGACUAUGUGUUAAAGCUUUAGAUGCCACAUGGUAAUACAUAGAAGUAUAUGAAUUUUUCACUUACUAAAUUUACUUUAUAUAUACCUUAUAUAUUUACAUUGAUCAGUGCACUGAGAUAGCUCAUUUGACUUAAACCUUGUCCCUCUGGUUAGGAAUAAGAACUUCUCUGGAUGUUUUAGCUGGUUAUUCUGGGGCUAUUUGGUUUUCUCUCUCCAUCAUUGCUACGCAGAAGGGGAUUCUUUAAAGAAAAUGAGAGACAAUAAAUAACAAUUGUUGGGUAGUUGUGAGUUUAUCAAAAAAGACAGUUACUAGAUAAUUAUGUGUCUUGUGCUUUAGUUAAAACAUUUGGCAAAAGUAGAGUGAGUAAAACGUUCAGAAAGUGAGGACAUAAUAUCAGUAUAUUAUAGUAUAGAUUUUUCACCGUCUAGAAACAAAUUUGUUUCUCUAUUCAAGUUCCAUUAAUUAUUUUCUACUAAAUGCUGGUUUGUAGAACAAAACAUAAUGCUGCAUUUUUACUGAAUAGUGGCAAAAACAAAUCUUUUAGAUAAAUAUUGUCAAAGCUGCAGUACAGUCCUGUGUAAGGAAUGUUAAUCUUAAAAAUAAAUUCUAGAAUUAGUUAUUGAUUUCAAAAUUUGAAGACCUAUGAGGGAAAUACAAAGUUGCCCCUUAAAAAAAGAGAGAAUUAACUUAGUUCUUUUGCUAACCAUGUUAGCAAACUAGAUGGUAGGUCUUUGGUAAUCCUUCUGAAGAGCCGUCAUUAAUACUAAACUAAUAGUCUCAUUAUUCCUUCCAUCCUAUUGCCUCUGGGUCAUGUUACAAUGCCAUCAUUGAGAUCAUUCUGUGUGUGGCGCUGUGGAAACCUACCAUCUGGCAGGUGACAGUUGCCAUUAUUAAAAAAUGGGACUAACAAGAUGAUAAUAUAGAAAUUGUGGCCAAGUUGUUUUUUAAUAAAAGCAUUCAGCUAUAGUUAAUUUUUAAAAUCCACAUCCAAACCUUGGCACUUGGAGAUGAGCUAUAAAAAAAAAAGAGUAAUGAUUUUUGGUAAGUUUGAUGUAAACACAUUUCCCAGGCUCUGAUGUUGGCUGCCAGCCUACUAGGAAUCACCUUGCCAAAGCUUUUUUUUUAAGACACAAGUCAGAGCUCAGAAAUAACCUCUCUUUUGUAACAUUUAUGCUCUUGUUAUCAUUUUUGCCUGUCAAAUCUUACCAAAUAGUUGGCACAGCAUGCUGUCUUCAUUUUUUCCUUAAACAAACCCCAGCUACAUUAAAGAGUUUGUACAUGGAGACUUCGGGAGAACCAAGCCAAACAUUGGGUCCCUGAUGAAUGUGACCGCAGACAUUCUUGAGCUGGAUGUUGAGGUAAACCAUUUUAUUACGGAAUGCACA
This is a messenger RNA of Piliocolobus tephrosceles (Ugandan red Colobus), 4294 nucleotides long. It is a transcript of the gene PUS10, whose product is annotated as pseudouridine synthase 10. The coding region runs from base 154 to 1797 and encodes 547 amino acids. Gene Ontology annotation, molecular function: RNA binding; pseudouridine synthase activity. The transcript is spliced from 16 exons. Gene Ontology annotation, biological process: tRNA pseudouridine synthesis. NCBI's taxonomy places the organism in Eukaryota, Metazoa, Chordata, Mammalia, Primates, Cercopithecidae. The record is from RefSeq and is a predicted model, not a curated record.